This is a messenger RNA of Vigna radiata var. radiata (mung bean), 1448 nucleotides long. Its product is annotated as TMV resistance protein N-like. The record is from RefSeq and is a predicted model, not a curated record. Gene Ontology annotation, biological process: signal transduction. The transcript has a single exon. NCBI's taxonomy places the organism in Eukaryota, Viridiplantae, Streptophyta, Magnoliopsida, Fabales, Fabaceae. The coding region runs from base 386 to 886 and encodes 166 amino acids.
UUAUUUUUAUUUUUUUUGGUAUUUUUAAGUAUCCUCUAUUAUUUAUACUGGCAACAAGUGGUGCGACUUUUGCUUCAGUUGUUACUUUUCUAAUCUUCCUAAUAAUUAUACACUAAAUAUCUACAAGCGAAAUUGAAACUGAGCUGUGCCAGCUAUUAUUUCUUUCUAGCUUUGUGAUUGCUAUUUUGCUUCCUAGUAAAACCCGAAAAGCAAGAAAAACAAAAUAGACUUUGGUCAUUUGCUUCGGAAACAUCGUUGUAGUUUCGUUAACAGCCAGAGUUAUGAGGCAUUCAGACCCUCAUAUAAGUUGUAAAAAAAACAACAAAAUGAAAAAACAUGUUUUUUCACUUUUACUGGCUUGGUCGUUUUUCAUCGAAUUCAGCCAAUGCCUUCUUAUUCUUCGUCGUCAUCCUUCUCAAAAUCAAGGUCAAAAUCAAAAUCAAAACCCCAGUUCACAUAUGAUGUCUUCAUCAGUUUUAGGGGAGAAGACACUCGGAGGAAUUUCGUUUCCCAUCUCUAUUCUGCCCUCAAAGACACUGGAGUCAACGCUUUUCUGGACGAUGAGAAGCUUGAUAAGGGAGAAGAGCUGAAAUCUGAACUGUUGCAUGCAAUAGAAGGAUCUCAAAUAACCAUUAUUGUUUUCUCCCAAAACUACAUUCACUCUACAUGGUGUCUUGAUGAACUCCUCAAAAUCAUGGAAUGCCAUGCUUUUAGAGGACAAGUGGUUAUGCCAGUGUUUUAUGAUAUUGGCCCCUCAUUUUUACGUGACACCGAAGAUAUUUCUUUCGAAGUCAUUUCUGACCAACAGAGCAGGAUAAAACUAUGGAAGAAAGCACUGACACAAGCAGCAAAUUUAGCAGGUUGGGAUUUGAGAAAUUACAAGUAAGCAGUCAAUUCUGUUUUAUUAUUAUUAUUAUUAUUAUUUAAGUUCAGCACCAGCACUGGAAGAAGUAAAAUCUGAGCGAAAUUUCCCCGAGUCAAUGUUUGCAUUAGAAGAAUGUUUGUGUAGAAGUAGAGAAAUAUCAUUCCCUUGUAAGCUAUCUCUUGGAGUAAAUGCCAUGAAAUUCGAACUCAUGAAGGCUUUUAUUGUGAUACUUUGCUGUUAUACCAUAAAAUUCUUCAGGUGGGCUUAAGGGUAGGUCAACAAUUGACCAUGAAUAUAUUGAGAGGUAUAUUUUAUAUUUCGAUAUAUGUGAACUGAGAGCAAUUUUGGAUGAAGAAAGUUGAUCCUAGUUAUGAUUAUAGUCUUAGAGGAAUCCAGUAUAGUUUAUCAAACCACACACAUUAACUUGCUAUUUACGAGAUUUCUGAUUUACUUGUAAAAGAUUUAGUAGAAGUGCUUCUGCUACGAACACUGCGGCAGAAAGAAUUUGGGGUUGUAUACUACUGAAAUUUUGUUCUAAGCUUAUAAUCUUUUGACAAUUUGUGUCCAUUCUCAUUUUGGGUUA